CUGAGGCAACACCUAUUGUCUGACUGACCGUUCAUCCCCGCGCGCGCUCCGGGUGAACACUGUCGCCUUCAGUGCUCGUCUCGCAAACCCCUCCCUUGCCAGCUUGAGCUCAGUCACACUCCUUUCACGUUCAAUACCGAGGAGCAACAAGCAAUUGUAAAAAUGUGAAUUUCAACAGCGCUAUUCCAACAUUUUUGACGAGGAUAGGAAACUACUGGAGAAGGAAGAUUGCGUUGGAACGAUCCGUUUAGAAUGUUAAAGUCGGAAAUUGAGAGACUGACGGUUGUUUUUAUUGCAGGUGAGAAUGGAAACAUAUGUCGCCUGUUGCUCCGCAUCUCCGCUACACGCGCAGCACACACACAUACGUGUGAUUACAGCAUGAGUCCAACUGGUGACAGGCCCUGUUAGGCCUGAACAGACGGUGUGUGUUAGUGGAGGCUCAUCAGUCUCCAGUAUGGAGUGUUUGGUAUGAGCCGUGGCCUGUCUGUUACUUCUUGGGUCGGUCCAGUGGUGUGGUGUCCCUGUCUCUUGGCGGGAUGCUGAGGGCUGGUGGUCCCCACCAGUAUGACUCCCCUGGACAUGUGGCUGUCCCGCUCCAUCCCCAUGUGCCUGCUCCUCCAGAGCUUGGUCCUCAUGGCCCUGUGCUUCCCCUCCGCCUCCAUGUGUCCCAAGGGAUGCGUCUGCCAGCGGGCCCGACCCGACCCUGGCCUCCACCUCGGCCCGGGGCCCCUGGGGCUGCUCCUUGGCCUCAACGUCACCUGCACCGGGUCCCGGCUCAAAGAGAUCCCCCCGGACCUGCCUCCAGACACCGCCGUGCUCCGCCUCGACCACAACCAGAUCAUGGCCGUCCCCGACCACGCCUUCCGGGGCCUAAGGCUGCUGCGGGAGCUCAAUCUGUCCCACAACGCUGUGGAGACGCUGGGGGAGGGCGCCUUCAGUGGCGUGGAGGCCACACUGCAGGUCCUCGACCUCUCACACAACCGCAUCACUAGUGUGCACAAGGAUGCGUUCGCCAGGCUCAAAGCACGUGUCCUGGUGGACGACAACCCCUGGCACUGUGACUGCACGCUGCAGCAGGCACUGGGCGGCAUGGCCCACAACCACGAGGCGGCUGCACGCGUCCUCUGCCGGAGCUCCGAGCUCCAGGAGCAGGAGGGACGCCAUUUCCUGGCGGUGGACACAGACCUGUGUAACCUGGCCAAGAGGACCACAGACUACGCCAUGCUGGUGACGAUGUUCGGCUGGUUUGCCAUGGUCAUCUCCUAUGUGGUGUAUUACGUACGGCAGAACCAGGAGGAUGCCCGGCGACACCUGGAGUACCUCAAGUCGCUCCCCAGCAAGCCUGUGAAGCCCAACGAGGUGGAGGACAUCAGUACUGUGGUGUAACAUAAUAUCAUCACUACUGGACACUAUAGGACAUCAGUAGUCCGGUGUGACAUCCCUAUAGUGAGAACUGACUGUAUACCAUAGAAUUAGAUUGUCUAAUUAGUUCUAGAAUUAGAAUGACUAAUUGGUUCUAAUUCUAUGCAUGAACAGCAGAAGUUCCGACCUAAACCCGGAGAUAGGACCCAUAUUUCUAGUGUUUACAACUAUUUCCAAAUUUCAAGAUGGAUGUAACGUCUUCUGUUGUGAAAAUGUUUUUAUUUUGUCCUACCUGUGGUGUACUUUUAAAAAAUCAUGAUAGAUUAAACCUGGAUCCUUGUAUUUGAAGCUUCACACUCAAUAUGUGUAAAUUAGAAAAGUAAACAUUGAGAAAACCCCAUUUUUAAAAGAGGAGAAAUGCUUUAAAUGUUAGCGUUUGUCUGUAGGUAUCAAUCUAAAGUCAAGCAUUUUGGAAUGCACAGCGUACAUGUCAGAAUAUAGACGGCAGUUAAUUCAUAUCAGAGUAACAGAAAGGUAUAGACUAUGGGUGUAACACAGAUGGCUUCAUUGAGAUCUGUUCUGAGAUCUGUUCUGACAUCUGUUCUGAGAUCGUUUCAAAAAAAUCUGAAUCUCAGGUUAAAAUUUUGAUAGGUUGAUAAAUCUUUUUUUAGAGCAAAAUCUGGAGAAAUGGUUUGUUGGACUAAACUUUUGUAAGGUAAUCUGAAGAGUGUUCUGUGUUUGUGCAUCCAACUGCAUACUUGGUUUAAUUUGAUUUGAACAAAUAACGGGCCCCAAACAUCAAUCAUGAAAAUGACCUUCAAUUUUCAUAUGUGAAAUAAUGGAAUCAAUGAUUUGUUAAAAUGACCACGACAUCACACUGUUGAAAGACUACUGAUGUGCUGUAAAAAUACUACACAUUUCUUCCUUCGCUUUGUCAGGUCCCUGUACUGUAUGUUGUUGUUGUCUUGAAACGACAAACUUGAUACAUUGCAUCUUAGUAGAUUUGUGAUGGUCAGAUAACGUAACACAAUGUUUUUUGGGGUAGAUAUCAAAUGACCCACAAGAGACUCGGUAGAUUCAAGUGAUUUGUAUGUGUGUCAUGUGAUUUACUAGUACACUAGUAGUGUCCAAGUUCUCAUGUCCUGAGUCCGAACAAGCUUUUUGUGUUACAUGUUAACACAACAACACCCCAAAACAAUACUGUGCAUUUGGUUUUUCUAUAAAAAAACAAACAUUUGCUAUGAUUUUUUAUGACUCAGUCUAUGCUUCCUGAAAUAGAAUACAUAUUCAUAUUCAGAGGAAUGUAUCUCACACAAAGCUUCCUCUCUCAGCCAAAAUGAAGAUAUAGUUGGUGUCCCAAAUGCCAACCUAUUCCUUACAUAGUGCAUAAAGCACUAUGGACCCUGGUGGAAGUAAUGCACUAUGUCGGGAAUAGGGUACAGAUUGCGAUGCACCCUCAGCGUCACAAACCUGGCGAUGGGAAGACUAAUAAUUUCAACACAAACAUCCCCUUUCUAUUCAACCUCAUGCUGCGUUCAGAAUGCAGAUAGAUGCAUGCAUCAUUUAUCUUGCCUUUAGAAACACUGUGUGUACAGUUAUACCCCCAGCAAAGUGAGAAGAGCAAAUUGCAGCUGUCAUUCAUUAAAAUGGAUUUCACUUCCAUCACAGUGACAAGGGUUCACUAAAACAUCCCAGAGAGAGAGAGAGAUGGAGAGAGAGGGGAGGGGGAGGGCAGGUCAGAGAGGGAGAGAGAGGGAGCGAAAGCGAGAGAUAAAGAGAGAGAAGAGAUAAGUGAGGGAAGGAGCGAUAUGUGUAGGAAAGUGAGAGAAUGAGAAAAGUAAAAGAUUCUUUCCAUAUUCAAUGCGGAUAAAAAAUUAUGUAUUUUGAAAAGGAAUGUUUACAAAGUUGAGUUUUUUCCCCCAGAGCUGCAAGGUGGUCAGUUCAUUUGGGAGGAUUUGAUGAUACAAUGAGCACAGGUAGUUAUAACAGGCUGUUAUAACAGUAGUUACAACAGGUUGUUACAACAGGUAGAUAGACACACAAGUAGGCCUAGUCACAUCAAACUAAAUGCAAAUAGGUACAUUGUUGUUGUGUGUGAGAAGGAACUUGAAAUCCCUUUAAAUCGUUGUAUUUGAAUGUUGUGCUACUGUACAGCAUUUUGCACUGUCUUGUCCUGUAGAGCGGAGGCUAUGAGUUCAUGCCUCAUGGAUUUGUAAUGGGUUUAGGAGACUUUUUCUUUCAAUACAUGUACCGUACUGCAAAUGAAGAAAGCACAGUGUAGCCAAGCCAAGGAGUCUGGAAGAAUAUUUAAGUGCCUGAAAUUCUUAUCUCACAUUUUCUGUUUCUCAUUUUAACCAAAUUAUUUCACAUUCAGAGUCGGUUUCUGGACAUGAAAGAAGAAAGCAGAGCGUUUCACAGACAAAGGUGUAUGUGUUUUGGAAUCCUUUCAUGUCCAGGAUAGUGUAUAUAGAACCAACACAAAGGAGAAAUGAACUCUUUAUUGUUUGCUUUGAAAGAGCUGAUAGAAGUGAAAUGUACUUUGAUAUCCUAGUUUUCCACUGUCUCACUCAAACGAAGACGUGAAAGUAACAUAAAACACAGAGAAUGUGGUUGUUGUCUUUCUUCUCUGCCUGUCAAUUUUCUUUUCUUUAGGGAAAAAAGCUGAAGCUUUGUGAUAAAACUCAAGACCUAGCACUGAUAAAACCAUCCAUACAUUGUAAAGGCAUGUCAUAAAUCGAAAUAAAGGAAAUAUGGACACUC
Molecule: messenger RNA, 4122 nt
Organism: Oncorhynchus mykiss (rainbow trout)
Lineage: Eukaryota; Metazoa; Chordata; Actinopteri; Salmoniformes; Salmonidae
Source: RefSeq, a predicted model, not a curated record